This is a messenger RNA of Nelumbo nucifera (sacred lotus), 471 nucleotides long. RefSeq lists its product as uncharacterized. Lineage: Eukaryota; Viridiplantae; Streptophyta; Magnoliopsida; Proteales; Nelumbonaceae. The record is from RefSeq and is a predicted model, not a curated record.
AUGAAGAAGAAAUAUUCAAGCACAACCAGGGUGAAGCGAGCACAACUUCAAGCCCUCACAAGAGAUUUUGAGACUCUUCAAAUGAAAUCAGGAGAGUCUGUUACCGAAUUCUUUGGGAGAACAAUGGGGAUUGCAAACAAUAUGUGCUUUCAUGGUGCAAUCAUGGAAGACGUUAAAAUUGUUGAGAAAAUUUUGAGAUCAAUGACUUCAAAGUGGAACUAUGUUGUCUACUCCAUUGAAGAAUCCAAAGAUGUUGAGCAUAUGUCCAUUGAUGAGAUUCAAAGUUCCCUACUUGUUCAUGAGCAAAAACUCAAUCGUGAAAAUAAUGACGAGCAAACAGCUCUCAAAGCCUCUAUUGAAUUCUCAGGCAUGAGAGGAAGAGGUCGAGGAAGAAGUGGAAGAGGACAUGGAAGAGGUGGUCGUGGAAAUAGGGACAGCACUCACAUUUCCAAGAGAGAUGACAACUCUUAA